GAGGAGAGUUUGGAUGCUUCGGUGGAGCUGAGCAGCCGUGUGUGUGUGUGUCGCUUGAAUUCACCAUAAGUUCUCCGAGCAAGUUUCGCUGAAUAAGUCGUGGAAUAACAGGAGCAGGAAUGGAGCUGUCGACACCCCGCUUGUGCUGCGUGCUGCUGAGCCUCCUCGCAGGCUUGGCCUCAGGAGUCGAGAUCACAUCUACGUCUCCGACCAUGGAGAAGGCCAGUGGUGAGAGCGUGAAGCUGGAUUGCCAGUUCACUCUGGCCCCAGAGGACUCCGGACCGCUGGAUAUUGAAUGGAGCUUGCUGUCCUCCGACAACCAGAAUGAGGACAAAGUGGUGAUUCUUUACUCGGGCGACAGGGCCUACGAGGACUACUACGCUCCCAUGAAAGGUCGAGUCCACUUCAACUCAGCCGACCCCAAGAACGGAGACGCCUCCAUCAACCUGAUGGGGCUGAAGUCGUCGGAUUCAGGCACCUACCAGUGCAAGGUGAAGAAGGCUCCCGGUAUCCGCAGCAAGAAGAUGAAGCUCAUCGUCAUGGUAAGACCAUCCAAGCCCAGGUGCUUCACCGAAGGCCCCACAGAGGAAGGCAAAGACAUUGUGCUGCGGUGCGAAUCUAACGAGGGAACCAAACCUCUACAGUACAGCUGGGAGAAGACCAGUGACAGCAAGCUGCUGCCCGCCUCUGCAGUGGCGGAUCCCGUGGGAGGCACUAUUAACGUGAGGAAUGCAUCUGCCAGCGCAUCUGGCUCCUAUCGCUGUGUCGCCACCAACAAGAUUGGCACAGAUGACUGUAUACUAUAUCUCAACGUGACACCUCCCCGUAACACCGCAGGCAUCAUCGCAGCGUCCAUAAUCACUGUGCUCUUGAUCCUCAUCAUCAUCGCCAUCAUCCUCUUCUGCUGUUUCCGAGCCCGUAACAAGAAGAAGUAUGAGAAGGAAAUCUGCAACGAGAUAAGAGAGGACGUGCCUCCGCCUAAGAGUCGCGUUUCAACGGCGCGCAGCUUCACCGUCGGUAGCCAGCGCUCCUCCCUGGGCUCCAUGUCGCCCUCCAACCUGCACGAGUACGCCCUGAAGCCCCAGUACGACAAGAUUCCCUCGUCGGAGGAGUACGACAGGCCUCCCAGCCAGGUGCCCCUGCCCCCGCCCAACGCCGCCAGGAUGGCCGCCCCCAACCUCAGCCGCAUGGGGGCCAUCCCCGUCAUGAUCCCUGCCCAGAACAGGGACGGCUCAAUCGUCUAGCAUGCGUCCUUCUUGGGAGAGGACUGUGCAAGUUGGGGUGGGUGGGUGGGUGAGAGGGGGGUGGGGGCGGAGGAAAAGGAGCAGGACACAAGACAAUGAAGCUGGAGCAAGAGCUGGGAUGAGCUUACUUGUCCAUUUUUAGCUCUUCUCUAUUUACAAAUGGAAGUAUCCUCCACUUAUGAAGACCUGGCUCUGCUGUGAUGCUGAGAAGAGAAAAUAUGUUGUACUGAAAUCACAACAGAGGACAUUAACUUUUUAUCAAAUACAAAUACAAAAAAAAAAAAAAAUGAAUCUAUGAAUUUUAUGUCUUGGACCUCCUCGCAGAAAUGAAUUGGUGUGGAUAGUGAGCAGAAUGGUCAAUAUACAAAUGAUAUUGUACAUACGUGAAUGCAUGUUUUAUUAUUUUUUUAUGUAGACGGCCCUCGCUGUAAACAUACUGUAUGUUCUGAACAGAUCCAGGGCCUUAAUUGGCCCCUGUACAGCCGUAUGCAUGCAUAUGUAUAAACUUGCAGCUGUGUGUAUGUGUGAAUAUAAAUGUAUGUUUGUGAAUGUGAGUUUGGGAAAUGUAUAGGUGAUUUGUUUUCUAACCUUGUGGACAUUUGUUUGUCCUUCCAGUCUUUACAAGUGUCUUGGGAUUUUUCUUUUAAAUUACAGAAAUGGUGUGGAAAAAAGUGGCCCCUAGAAGAAAAUUCAAAGAUUCUGAUUUAAUCCACGAACCAAACUAAGGACUGUCUAUGUAGGUCAGCCGUUGCUCCAGAGUUUGAAUUGUCCACUCAGGGUUUGGGUGAGGGGCCUGAAGGAGGCCGGAUUGGCUGGAUCAGCGGGGGAGGUUCAAGCCGCAGAAUCUUGUGAUUGGGUGGAUUAUUGCUUCUUGACCGAUCUUACAAAGGACCAGUGUCCAUCCCCCAACCCUGCUCCAAAGAUCUUAGAAGAAGUGCUAUAAAAGAGGCAGCUGGACAACAAGGUUCACUGAGCAAUCAGCUUUGAUUGAGUUUGACUGUCAACAGGCUCCUAAACCUCGAUGACCACCAGAACGUGAAGACUCCCCCACCUUAUUAGGACGACCAGAGCGCCGAGUCGCACUACGAGGAGCUAAUACCUUGAUUAACCUUCUCUCUGUGUCAAUAUGAAACCUCUCAUGGUGUUUGUAGCAUUAAUUGCCACAGAGAGGAUCUCAUUUGAUUCCCCUGAAUGGAUUUCUGAAUUGUUUCUCUCCACUUCCAUCACUGCGUUGGUUUGAGUUUGUCUUGUGGUCUCUCAGUGGUCGGUUAACGUCGCAUUUACCCCGUCGUUGCAGUCUUGGCCCGUGUCCAUCCCUCUGUUAGAAACCCAACAUCUCAUCUUGUCUGCUACUUAACAAAACCGUACGAACACUUGGGGGCAAACUGUUUCUUUUUGCUCCGACGCCUUAUCUCUUCCUUCCUUUAGCCUUACACGCCUCCCUUCAGUUCACCUGUUAACAGCUGGAUUCUAAUGACUUCUAUUGUGCCUUGUUGCCCUGGUUGAGUCGUGUCGUAGUGCGAUGUGCAGCCGCAUCGCCCUGCAUCGCCAUCACUGCCACAAGAACAAUACACCAAUAACAAUCUGUACACAGUGAUCCUGGUGAUUGUUCCCUGUUGCCUCGAUUAGCUGCAGUCUACAUUUCCCACACCCACUCACCUUCAUCAUCUUACGUUUUAUUUUUUUUAAUCCAAAACAUUGUUUUUUAAAAACUUCAGUUUAAAACUUUUUUUUUUAUAAAAAAACAAAAAUCAAUAAUCUAACUGGUUCUGGGUGUAUGUAUUAAUAUCCUGUCAAAGUAACCCUAUCUAAUCACAACACAUGGAAUGAUAUAAAGAUGAUGUUUUUCUGGAUGUAUUUGUGAUGCUCUGCUCUGCUGUGCUUGGCAAAUCUAUAUCUAAAACACAAGAGGAGGGGCUAGCGUGUGUGUUGUGUGAGUGUGUGUGUCAAGUUUGUGCGCGUGGAUUGGAGUAUUUAAGGGGUGAUUACAGCUGGUAUGACCCCUUUGCUUCAGAUUGGAUUUAACACCACAAAAACUGAGAUCUAAGCCUCGCUAGACAAAGAAACGACACCUGUCAGUGUGAGUGUGUGUGUGUGUCUGUGAGUGAGCGAGUGUUAUUGUCAAUGAGGGGAGUUCGUGCUCCGGAUGGGCCCUGGUAGAAUUCUAGUUAAACUCUUCACCUGCUGGAAAAAGUGUACGGAGCUCGUAGGGAGAUAGUCCUGUUGCUGUCCCUCUAUGUGCUCAGAACUUUAAUGAUAACUACUAACUAACUAAUAUUAACUGUAGCUUUGAAAUCAGCGUACUAAUACUGUAUGAAGAUCUCCUUUGAGGUUAGCACACCUGUGUGAAUUUCUUUCUUUUUUUGUGUGUAUUUUUUGUGCUGUAUUUUUGAAUAAUAAAAGUCUUGAAAUUUGGAGAAAAAAAAA
Molecule: messenger RNA, 3671 nt
Organism: Mugil cephalus (flathead mullet)
Lineage: Eukaryota; Metazoa; Chordata; Actinopteri; Mugiliformes; Mugilidae
Gene: cxadr
Product: CXADR Ig-like cell adhesion molecule
Exons: 7
Coding region: 120-1244 (374 amino acids)
Biological process (GO): homotypic cell-cell adhesion
Cellular component (GO): basolateral plasma membrane; bicellular tight junction; intercalated disc
Molecular function (GO): cell adhesion molecule binding
Source: RefSeq, a predicted model, not a curated record